Molecule: messenger RNA, 2370 nt
Organism: Dermochelys coriacea (leatherback sea turtle)
Lineage: Eukaryota; Metazoa; Chordata; Testudines; Dermochelyidae
Exons: 3
Coding region: 1-1083 (360 amino acids)
Source: RefSeq, a predicted model, not a curated record
AUGCUCCCCCACCAGGGCCAGCCAAGCCUCCCCCCAUCAAAUCCCGACCACCUGGGUCAGCCAGCCCUGCCCCCACCAAAUCCCCCCUCACCAAGGGGUUGCAGCGCCGGCUCCUCCUUUCCCUGCUGCCGGGCGGGCGGGCGGGCGGGGAUCGCCCAGCUGCUUCCCCGCGAUAAGGUGCAGGGUGUGAAAAGCGAGAGGAAUCGGGCCUUGGCUCUGCGCCCCCCGCUGUCGGAAGCGGUGACCGCGCAGCCCACCCCUGGGUACGGCAGGGCUCGGGCUCGCCCCCGGGGCCAGCUGCGCAAAGCAGGGAGCGCGGAGCUCCCGCUCCAGGGCCGAGUGCCCACGCAGCAGCGCUGUGCCACGCAGGGAGGUCGGGCCCGCGAGGCCGCAGCUGCCCCCCACCCCGGGGCCUGGCUGGCCGCGCUCCGGCUGGGGCAGGCGUUGUUUUGCGACCUGGCUUUGCAGCGAGAGGCUGAGCGCCGGGAUCACGCGGAGGGAGGGAGGGAGCUGCGGGCUGUGUGGGCGCGGGGCUGGGAGGGCGGCUCCGCCUGGCUGCCUGCUAAUCGCACGUUUUCCGCUGCUAAAAAGAAACCGAGAGACACCGUGGCCGAGCCGAGCGCUGGCUGUGUGGCUGUGCCAGGAAAAGAUGGCGCUGUCUCCCCUCCCCGCCCCCCGCUCGGCUUCCUCUUCCUCCCCGCCAGGCCAGCUGAGCCGGGCAGGUUUCCGAGCCCCCUUGGUCGGCCGGACCCCACUAGCCUCCCAGCCGCGCGGCGCGUCUCCGCCUUUCCCAGCCCGGUAUUGGCGGAUCCCCUUUUCUCUGCAAGGCUCGCCUUUGUCUGGCGCGCUGCUCUCUGGCCGGGGAAGCAGAUUGGACUGGGGGGGGGGCGGCAGCUUCCCUCCCCCCCAUUUCCUUCCUCUCCCCACGGGCAACAGGGAAGGGGCCAGACCUCGCGGCCGGAACCUUUGGCGGGGGAUCUGGCUGGGUUUGAGACACAACGUGACCUCGCUGGGCUCCAGCUGGCUGCUGCUGCUGCCCUGGGCUUUGGGCAGACAAUGUCCACAGGCUUCAGAAGAAGAUAGUCUGUUCCUCAAAAUGGUGUACAUCUGAUCUCCAUGCUUCUUCCCUUCUGUUUUCUCCCUGUACUGUGAGAUCAGACCACUUCAGCAUGAGGAUAGGUGGGGCCUCAAACUGAGAUCAGGCUUUCAAGUGGAGGAAACAAUGGGCUGGACUGGGAGGAGUGGGCAGAAGAAUCAGAGAAAGGGGAAGGAGAUAAGAAGCACAUGUUCCUUGGUGUCGGGAUGACUGCAGAGUGUCUGUCUUCAUCUGAAACUCCUGACUGGACCUGGCAUUAAAAUGAAGGUAAUAGCUCACAGUUCCCUGCCAGAUCUCAGAAGAAUCUCAAGGAGAUUUGAAAAUGCCAUCAGGGCAUCAGGGGACAGUAGUGGAGGACUAUCUGAACCACUCCAUUCUGAACCAUUGUAGUACAAUCUGUGCUGGCAUUAAACCAGUGCAGGCUGAAUUGGAUCAGUUGAACUAGCACCCUGUUGAAAGCAUGUUUAAUCCAGGGAUUUGGAGCUGUGCUCUGGCUCCGCUCCAGCUCCAGGCAAAAACCUGCAGCUCCACUGCUCUGGAGCUGCUCCGUGCUCCAGCUCCGGGCUCUGCUCCAAAGCCCUGGUUUAAUCCAUCCAAAGCAUGCAUAUAAACCAGGUGGAUCUGAUGUGUUUUACAAGUGUGCUAAAAAGGACCACAUGGUUCUUGGCAAGGUAAAUUUCUCUAGAGUAGUCAAGGCCUAAACUCGUGGUAUAGGCUAGGGUAUUUAGGUUGGACUGUUAAGGCCAGGGCAAGAAUUUUGAAAAUUUUCUGCCUCUUAGUCUGCCAUUUUCUUUCUAAAUGCUACUUCUUUUUGAUAAUCAUCAUAUUUAAAAAGAAAAUAGACAAUUUUUAUUGUAUUGGGGCAACCAUAGUUAUAUCUGAUGAUGUUGUAUGACCAUGGCAAAAUAACAGCUCUCUUCAGGAGGCCAGAACAAGGUGCAUAGACCCUAGAGGUGAAUUUCAGCCAUAGCCCUUUUCAUUACUCAAAUGUUCAGCUACUGUCUUAUCAGUGAACACUGAGACUUGGAGUGGACACUGCCGAGAACAAGAAAGAGGGGCGUUGUCUUCUACCAUCUUGAAGAAGGUUCACUGCCAGGGACAUGCUCUGUUGCUCAUUUACUCUACCUCCAGAUUCUUCAUGUGCUCCCUCGCUCACGGGUGUGUGUUCUCACACUCUAAUAUACACACAUCUAUUUCCGUGUCAACAUACACACGUUUGUUUCCAUGUCAUAGAUUACAUUACAUUUUAUCGUAGAUAAAGUUGUUUUAACACC